AUGGUGGGUGAUUUGCUUACAAAGGUCACAUCACCCACGCCAUCGCCAAAGGAGGUUGGCGGGGCGGCGAUACAAUGGGUGUGUACGAGGAGGGGGAGGAUGGUGGUUAUGAUGGCUGUGUUGUUCUCGGUUUUUCUAGGGCUGACAGGCAUGAAGCACCGUGAGGAAUUGCCGUCAAGAUACCGUGGCAUGUCUUCAUAUUAUCCCUGGAGAGCAUAUAUUCCUACCCUGCCCGAAUCCAUAAGCUUGUCGUUCAAGACACCCUCGAAUUUGACGUUACAGAUUGAAAACGGCCAAAUCGACCAUGUACCGGCAAAACCUAAAAAGACGACGCCCAACUUCCACCUCGUCACGCCGUUUGAGUACGAGUCAAGCGACUUUUGCAAAUCGGCGUUAUCUGCCAUGUUGCUCAACUACCCUCCACCGACUGUGGUACAGUUUAAGUCAGGCCAUGCGACGAGCGAAAAGCGUCAUGAGGCGAUUCUCAACGACACGCUGCAUUACUUGAGCAAUACGAAGUUGGCCAAGGACAAGGAUCUGGUGCUCAUCGUUGAUGCACAGCAGACGUGGUUCCAGCUUCCAAGCGAUGUGAUGAUUGAGCAGUACAAGCGGUUGCUUGAGGAUGGCAAUUUACGGUUAUUGAAGAGAUAUGGAACUGACGAGAAUGGGUUUCAGAAGUUUAACCAGACGAUCUUAUUUGGGGCAGAGAAGAUGUGCGAGGGCGAUGACAAGGCGUGCAAAUACGUGCCGUUGUCGCCAUCUCCCAACAACUUGUACACCACCGAGACUGGCCGGCUGAUAUCAGAGACGCCUGCCAAGUUUAUCAACGCCAGGAUGGCCAUGGGUCCGGCGAGCGAUUUGAGAAGGUUGUAUCAGGCUGCGCAGAAGAAGUUUCUGGACGGCAAGAACAAGAAUUAUCCAUUGGCCUCGACUACACCCACACCCUCUUCCAACCCCUCCUUUACACUAACCCCCAACGAACUCAUCCCCAUCGUCCAUAGCGAAAAAAACAACCUAACUACCUACACCCACUUCAACCGCGACCCAUCCUACCUCACCCCUCCAGCCUCCCUCAACCAUACAACCACGCCCUUCUCGCCCCCAGACCCCGUAAAACCCAGUCUCUCCGCGCAUACCCACUCGGCACACAUCAGAAACCUCGACUACGACCCCAAAAUCGACACCUUACCCGACCGCAACGUCGCCUGGACCGACGUCCCUCUAGUUCAAAAUACCUACACGGGCGCCAUCCCCGCUGCCUUGGCUGCACAGUUAGCUCGCGAACCCAACCUCGCCCCGUCGAAGAUAACCUGGGAUUCACUUUGGUACGCAGACUACCGGCGCGCAUUGCUCCGUGUCUACUUCCGCGCACCGCAGUCGGCAGUAGGCUACCAUGAGUCUGCCGUUGGCGGGGAUCGCAUGUGGGAUGCGCGCGGGGGACGGGGCGGAGUGUGGACAGCGGUGGAGCAGAGCUGGUUUGCUUGGGGCGAGGCGGAUGGGGUGUGUGGCGCGGUGGAGGAUAUGAAGGGCGUGUUUGGGGGUGCCAAGGGG
Messenger RNA from Bipolaris victoriae FI3, 1551 nucleotides. RefSeq lists its product as hypothetical. The annotation marks the transcript as partial. The transcript has 3 exons. NCBI's taxonomy places the organism in Eukaryota, Fungi, Ascomycota, Dothideomycetes, Pleosporales, Pleosporaceae. The record is from RefSeq and is a predicted model, not a curated record.